This is a messenger RNA of Sorex fumeus (smoky shrew), 1371 nucleotides long. It is a transcript of the gene RD3L, whose product is annotated as RD3 like. NCBI's taxonomy places the organism in Eukaryota, Metazoa, Chordata, Mammalia, Eulipotyphla, Soricidae. The transcript is spliced from 3 exons. The coding region runs from base 426 to 1025 and encodes 199 amino acids. The record is from RefSeq and is a predicted model, not a curated record.
UGCUAGGAGCGCGUCUGCACUGAUCGUAGCUCCCAGUCCUCGCUCCGUCGAGAGGAGCCGCCUGCAGGCCCUGGGGACUGGACUCUGUAGCCGACAGCAUCUUUUCAAAGAAGCUGAGCUCCACUCGAAAGGCAGACCUUAUAUAAUUUCUGGAGAUUAGAAGUUAUUUUUCACCAUUUCUCCUAGCUUGCUUCAAAAGUGACUUAAUGAGGAUUCUCUCCAAAUGAAGACUUCACAACCUCGUUCCCAACAUAGAAGUUAUUUACUUCAGACACCACUUCAGCAGCUGAAUAAGGAGGCUCAUUGCCUCAACAAGGGACUCACCCAGGAGAACAAGGUACACCUGAGUGACACGGCUUCAUCACCAGUUCAGGUGAACUCUGACGACGUCAGUGCAUCAGAUCCAGCAAUUUAACAGGCUAAAAAUGCCACUUUUUAACUGGAUCAAAUGGCCAAAGUAUGACACCUGCAAAUCCACACACUGCCCUAGCUCAGAUAUGGUGACGAGAACUCUGCUUCGGGAACUGAAGUGGCAUCUGAAGGAACGAGAGAGACUAAUACAAGAAAUCGAAAAUGAACAAAAAGUUAAAAAAACAGGUGUCGAUUACAACUGGCUGAGGAACUACCAGAAUCCACACACGACUAUUCCCGCUACUGAACAAAGACAACUCGAAGUUCUUUGCUCCCAAGUCCAACCUUGCCAAACAGGCACUAUUCUCAGCAGAUUUCGCGAAGUUCUGGCAGAAAAUGAUGUGCUACCCUGGGAGAUCGUCUACAUCUUCAAGCAAGUUCUGAAAGACUUCCUGAGCAGCACUGACAACGGCACUCAGCAAGGGGACCUAGGAGAGGCAAAGCUCAGAGGCCACCCCACUCUACAGGGCACUGGCCCUGGACAACACUCCACACGUUUGCGUCAAGAGGAAAUACCCACAAUUUCCAGUUAUGUGGACAAAAACAACAAGAACAGUUUCCCAACAUUCUCACAGAGAAUAUGGAACCUACCAUAUUAUUACCCUUCCAGUUAAGUUACUUAUAACCAAAUUUUUUAUGACCAUCAUAAUAUCAGAAUUAUUUAAGAAUAAGAAAAAGUAAUGAUUUCUCUCUGUUGCAAGGUUAGAGGUUUAAAUUCCUGUAGACUUAAAUUUCUAUUUAAGUGUUCCUUUUCAAGUCACUCUAAAGAUACGUUUUCAUUGAACUGUGUGCUUUUAAUUAAAUAUUUCCUAAAUAUUUUUUUUUGGGGGGAAGGGGAGAAAUGGAGUGUUUUCUAAUACCUCAACUACACCUCACAGGAACUAAGGCAUUUUACUUCGUAUGAAAUUUGACAAACCCUGUGUGAAACUUAAGACAUUAACUUUGACUCUGAAAGGAAGG